Molecule: messenger RNA, 1515 nt
Organism: Oppia nitens
Lineage: Eukaryota; Metazoa; Arthropoda; Arachnida; Sarcoptiformes; Oppiidae
Exons: 6
Coding region: 1-1515 (504 amino acids)
Source: RefSeq, a predicted model, not a curated record
AUGACUAGUAACUUUGGUUGGGAAAAUAAUGAAAAAAAGACAAGUGACGAACCGGAAAAAAUUGAAAUAAAAAAAUUGCCACCUGAAAAAUUAUUAGAAUAUGAAAGAAAAAGCGAAACGGCAAUAUUUAAACAAACAUUGGUAUUUGGCAUUCAUUUUAAACAAUGCGAAGAAAUUGUCGAAGCUGCUUAUCGUGUAGCCGAUUAUGUACCUGAUAAAUUAACAACUAUAAAUGGCAAAGCUAAUGAUGAAAAAGAUAUAUGGAAUGAUACGAUUAUUCCAAUAUUAGUUGAUACUCUUAAACAGGACGUCGAAUUUCGUGGUGUAGUUACUGAAUGUUUUGCAGCUGUACGAAGUUUGACUAUAACCAUACAAAAAGCCUACGACAUUGUUAAUGAUAGUCAAGGAAGUAGUAUUGCUAUUAAAAUUGCUAAGAAAAACAUACCUAAAGCUUUAGAAAGAUUGGAUAGCUGUAUUGAAAAAGCUAUGCAAUUAGAUGCCAGUGCGGUUACAAAAUUUGGUGAACAAAUUAAAACAAUCUUAAACAUUAUUGGUCCUGAAGCUGCUAAAUUUAUGGAAGAAAUUGUUAACUUGCAAACUGAGAUAAAUAAGUGUUAUGAAGAACGUGAUAAAUUAUUGGAUACUGUUGCUGAAUUAAAAGGUCAAUGUGAACAAUGUAAACAACUAAUAGAUGCUACGAAUAAUUAUUUAAAAAGUUUACACACAGAAGUUGAGAGUAUAGAUAUACUGAAUAAACAAAUGGAACAAACAAAAUUAGAUGUAUUGGAUGUGAUUAAAAAUAUUCCAGAUAGAGUCAAAGUUCCUAAACAACAAUCUAAAUCUUUCAAAAUAUUUAGUUUCACAUUGUGGGAAGAAAAUUUCGGUUCUAUUAAAUAUUUUGAAGAUUAUAAUCCACAUAAAGAAUCGGAAUCAAAACAUUAUGAAAAUCUUAUUCGUAUGCAUGCCGAACAAAUAAUGGCCAAUGAUGAUAAAAAUAAAUCAAAAAAAGAUUUAAUUAUGCAAUUAGAAAAUCAGAAAUCUAAUUAUAUUAAGGAAUUAAAUGAAAUUAGUCAAAAAUUGGUAGCACAAGAUUUGCAGAAGCGAAUUGAAAAUAUUGACAAGAAAAUUGAAAAGUUGUCAAAACAAAUUGAAACAUACGAUAAUAAUGCUAAAAUAAUAUCUGAUAAAUAUAAGCUACCAAAUAAUAAAUUGCUUGAAUGUCUAAUAAAUGUACGAUUGUUUGCCAAAACAAUUAAGCCUGGUGCUUCAGCUUAUUCACCAUUGUGUGCUAUACUAAUAGAUAUUAAAUCAAUUGUUGAAACAUAUGUCGAUUAUUUGAGCUUGGGCGAAAAAAAAUCGGAAAUAUUUAUGGCUGGUCAAUAUUUGAUGCGUCAAGUUGAAUUUUUAUCAAACUAUAAUUCACUGGCAAUCGAUAUAUUUGUAUCGUCUGAACAAUAUAAUGAUUUUAUUAAAAAAUUGAACACAACUGUUACAACAAUGGCUAUUGACUAUUAA